Pseudo-nitzschia multistriata is the source of this 1807-nucleotide messenger RNA. The record is from the annotation of a GenBank genome assembly. Lineage: Eukaryota; Bacillariophyta; Bacillariophyceae; Bacillariales; Bacillariaceae.
CAUCACGUCGUCGUCUCUUCCGCAUUGGGUUUUCUUUGAUCAUUUGCACUGGAUCGAUUAUACUUCAAUCUCGAAACGAAGUGGCGACAUUCUCUUUUAUUAAGCUGCCCCUAGCGCGACACAUUGUAGCAAGAAUAUGCUAGCGAGCAGUGCCAAUAGUCGUCUUCCAGCGGCUGCGGGGACGGCCCGUCAGGUUUAUGCAUGGGGGGGCUUGCUGAAACAGAAACGCACCUCGUCAAAGGCGAUGGGGACAGUAAUGUCGGCAAAAAAACAGCAUCGCCGAGUGAAUGCGGGAGGUGUUGUUCACAAUGAGUUUCGUAGCUGCAGCAACGACAACAAAGGAUUCUAUAACUUGAACAACGGGAUGGCGAUCCGGCGGGAAUCCUUUCGAAUGAUGACGACCAACUCUGGUGACGAAAGUAAGGAGUCCAAGACUCGAAUUGCGACCGUUCGGCUGUAUCGCAUGCUACGGCGCUCGUGUAAAGGCCUUGCUCCAACAGACCAAGGCACCAUUUUGAUUCAAAAUGAAAUACUCGCUUCCGAUUGGGGAAAGCAUAGCUUUCGCGACAACGAUAUCAUGGACAAUGACAGCGGUGACGAAGUAGAUACUUUAGUGACUGAAAACCAGACAAAUGAAUUGAUUAGGCUGUUUUUGCGCUGGAAUGGUAUCGAUCCCGAUGCGGGAUUUUCAAAAGUAAACGAAUGGUACGACGAGCUAAUGAGCGGGGCUCGGUUCCGAGACGCUAAGAACACCGAGGUCGGAGCCUGCUGGACGACCCCUCACCAACUGCGGGAGACCGUUCGCUUCGCCUUCCUCUCGUCUUCGAAACUCUCCACCCAAACCCCGACAGAACUACAGGGAUUGGCGGUUCGUGCCAUCCAGAUGAUGCAGGAGCAAAACACGCUCUGGAAAAAAUCGUCCGUAUCCACGACCCUCGAUGGAUUAGUGCGGGUGACGGCCACCAGUCGGUGUCUCGGAACGGUAUCGCCGGUGUCCUUUGCCGCUCCGUCCUCCCCGCUCGACCCUAAAUACCGAUUUGCCUAUCGCAUCCGAGUGGAGAACAUCUCCCCCGAAACGACGGUUCAAUUGCUUGGACGAUACUGGCACAUAACCGAGGAAGGUGACGGUAGUGACGAGGAGUCCCUCGAACCCAUUGAGGUCGACGCUCCCUACACGGGUGCAGUGGGGCAGCUUCCCGUGCUCCGACCCGGGCAGGCUUUCGAAUACGUCAGUGGAACCGAUCUGGCCACCCCGGUUGGAACAAUGAAGGGACAUUUUUACAUGGCGACGGUUCCGGAGAAAACGAAGUCGGCCAAAUCGGGAGACGACGUGGUGGCCGUAUCGUACCAAGGGUCAAAGGGCUCAUGUGGCACUUCCUCCUCUUCUUCAAAAGAAUCAGGAACUGGUGGCAACGAUACAAGGUUGUUUCAUGCGGCCGUUAAACCCUUUCGGCUCGAAUCUUUUGAAAAGUAACAGAUUAUGGAAAAUCGAGACAAUCCACGGCGAUGUGAGCAUUUUUUCAAUCUUUUCUUUCGGUAACAGAAGUAUCUAUGUUUGUUACAAAUAUUUCUUUUGGCAAGUGCGUAUCAUUGAUGCUUCAAACGAAGGGGUCGGUCGGUGUCAACGAUACGAAAGACUACAUUUUGUUCGCCUACCACUGGUGCUGACAAAUUAAACGGAUGACAUUCCGUGUUGAUAUACCUAAAGCAUUAAGACGAUAAUGAAGAAAAAACUAGUCACGCUUUCUUGCUUCGUCUUUUGAUUUAAAAAAUAUUGGUAUGAUGAGAAUAACGACUAGCUUUUAAA